GGGGAGCGUCUGGCGUCUGUCAGCGACGACAGGACCCUCCGGGUGUGGCGCCGGUACCACCCCGGGAACCAGGAAGGCGUGGCCUGCAGUGGCACCGAUCCCACCUGGAAGUGUGUGUGCACCCUCUCGGGGUAUCACAGCAGGACCAUCUACGACGUGUCCUGGUGCCACCUGACGGGUGCCCUGGCCACAGCCUGUGGUGACGACGCCAUCCGGGUGUUUGAGGAGAGCCCCACGUCAGAGGAGGCCCAGCCCACCUUCAGCCUCACGGCCCACGUGCCCCGGGCACACUCCCAGGACGUCAACGGGGUGGCCUGGAACCCCAAGGAGCCAGGACUCCUGGCGUCCUGCAGCGACGACGGGGACAUCGCCUUCUGGAAGUACCAGCGCCCCGAGGGCUGCUGAGGGGGACAGACCCCCUGUGUGUCCCCCUGAGCCCACCCUGGCCUCCUCCUCCUUCUCACCCGUGGGAGGCCAGGACAGCUGUGCCAGACAGUUGGAUCCAGGAUCUGGAGCAGGACUUUCUCCCCUCUCUUCCCCCACCCCCCAAUAAAUCCAUGAGCUCCUGGC
Neopelma chrysocephalum (saffron-crested tyrant-manakin) is the source of this 570-nucleotide messenger RNA. RefSeq names its product probable cytosolic iron-sulfur protein assembly protein CIAO1. NCBI's taxonomy places the organism in Eukaryota, Metazoa, Chordata, Aves, Passeriformes, Pipridae. The annotation marks the transcript as partial. Gene Ontology annotation, cellular component: cytosolic [4Fe-4S] assembly targeting complex. The transcript has 3 exons. Gene Ontology annotation, biological process: iron-sulfur cluster assembly. The record is from RefSeq and is a predicted model, not a curated record. Gene Ontology annotation, molecular function: protein binding.